UUGGUUUGUCUGUUGCAACCCACACAAAUAUCCUCGGCAAUAUGUAAACUUUAAUGACAAACGCGGAUCUAUAGAGUAAACUCAGGUAUAAUGGCCAUAGUUUAUAAUCUGGAUUUUUAAAAAAUAUUACAAAAAUUUUAAUGACAUAAGCAUAAGGAUAAGAUAAACUUUCUAGACUGUUAUGUCUGCUGCAAUACCUCUCUUGAGAAGUCCUCGGUUCAAUCUACAUCGAAAAAGUACAGAAUACAAAAUAUACGUCAGCAUAUAUUAAAUAAAAUAUCCAUAAUAUAUAAAAAUAAAUAAUUCUGAAGCUAUUAGUUAAUUAAAACACAUUAAGAAACAGAAAAGAAAUUCAUUAUACUCAAGUAGAACAACAAGUCAUAAUAAUAUUAGAAUGACAUAAAAAUAAAUUAAUCAAAAAAUGUUUUUUAAUAAUUAUUUUUACUAAUCUUCUUGAUGUCAUUUGCGACUUUUAUGCUCUCUAUGCUCUGACUAUUUUGCUCUCUAAAUAAUAAUUAUAUGAUAUAAAUUAAAUAUAAAUUGCACAAUUAAUUAAAUACACGUUUAAGCUCUUGUCCUUCAAUUUUGAAAGAGACAUUUUUAAACUAAUACGUGACGGUUCGGUAAAACAAACAAGUCGAAGCAUACCAGUAAUUUCAGUUAAUAUUCAUAAUACUUUUACACUAAUUUAUGUUCUAGGUUAAAAUUUUAGUCAAGAUAUAACUUGAUUUUAUUAGAACUAUAUUUUCUAUCUUUGUUUUAGUGUAGCAAUAAUUAGAUAAAAUAAACAGUAAAAUAAGAAAGAUAAAAUAAGAUUUUGGAUUUUGCAUGUCUGAAUUCACAACAGAUAUUUACAGCGUUGUCACAGAAGUGUGAAACAGAUUUUGUUCAAACACUAUGCCAUUUGCACGCCAAGAUUACAUCGUCGAUGUCUCAUCGACAAACAAACCAGACAACGCAAAAUUUAUUACAGGUAUAAAAAAUCUUAACUGUAGCCUAAAAAUAUUCUCGUAGAAAUAACUCUAAAUCCCUGAAACUCAAAAUUAUACAGGUUCACACUCAAAUAAAUAUUAAAAAUUAAAUGAUUUUAAUAACCGUUUAAAAGCGUAUUCAAUUUCAGCUUCCAUCGGAAGUGCUUUCAGCAUUAUCAUAGCGAUGAUACUCUUUUCGAGACAAUAUAUUGACCGUGUGUUUCAAACAACAACAUGAAUCAAUAGUAUUCUAGUGUCAAAUAAGAAUAUAAGAAGCAUAUGAAUUUAACAUACAUUUGUCAGAUUUAAUUUUAUUGCAUCACUGGAAAUCAUGCGAUAUCAUGCGAUGAAAGUUCUUGUCGAAAGAUAUCUUGAUAGAAAUAUAUUACAUUAUGUAUACAUGCAACGUGAUCAGUUGAUAAAUUAGUAAACAUGAUGUUGGCACAUAUAUACGACCAGUAUAUAAAGACGAGCAGAUUGCCCUGAUACUCACUUAUCUAAAAGUAUCGUUUACGGAAAGAAUACGGUUGAUUGAUACAGUUAUAUGUAAAAGAAUAUCUUAAAAUGGAAACCACCGAUGGCACCAAAAAUAACAUCUAUAAUUUGCUUUCUUCCGAGGAAGUGAAAGAGGUAGUGAAACGCUCGUUAAGCAAUGACGCCGAUCUGAUAGAAUACGCUAUUCGGCCGUACUCCGACGACAAAGUCGGAUUUCUCGGCUCUCAUUAUCUACUCGAUAUAGUAGCCACGAGGGAAAAGGAAACUGUCACUCUCGCAUUUUUUCUGAAGACUGUGCCAUAUCAUGUGCCCGAUCAAGCCAACUAUGUGAUAGAAAAGGGUGUCUUCCAUAAAGAGACGAAAUUUUACAGCGUCAUAAUGCCGUUGCUCAACGAGGGAUACCGUGGGGAACCAUAUGUGCCUAUGUGCUACAAAGUGAAAAACGAUUCGAUAAUUUUCGAGGAAUUGAGUAGCAAAGGCUACUCAAUGCGGGAUAAGCUAUUUGACAAGACGCUCGUGCGUGCGGGCUUAAGCGCUCUCGCGCGACUGCACGCCGCCUCCCUGCUGGCGGAAACUCGCCUCGGCAAACCCUUAAACCAACUGUAUCCCGAUGUCUUCAUAGAAAUAGAGUUCAAUCGCGAGGGACUGACGCGGAAGUGGUUCGAAGCGGGUGUCGAUGUUGCCGCGGCCAUAGCUGAGCGGCUGGGACACGAUCCCGACCUGAUACGAUCGACCUGCGAGCAGGUGUAUUACGCCAUGAAGCCGUCAUGCACAAAGGCGAACGUGGUCAGUCAUGGAGAUCUCUGGGGCAACAAUCUUCUCUUCAAUAACGACGCGAUGCCUAAAUGCUUGCUGAUAGACUUUCAAUUGUUCAGGUAUUCUCCCUUGGCGCACGACGUAGCACAGUUUUUGUACCAGUGCGCGGACCGGGAUUUCCGAGAGACUUGGGAAAGCGCGAUGUUGCUUCAUUAUUACGAUACGCUGCGCGAGACUCUAAACAUUCACGAAAUUCAUACGCAAACACCCUCAUGGUCUGAACUGAUCAAAGGCAUGGAGGAACAACGAUUAGGCGCUCUUAUUACCGCGAUAAUCCGCUUUCCUAUGGUUCUAAUGGACGAGAAUGGCGCGCGGAUUCUGAACGACCCGGCAUCUUACGCCGAUUAUUGGUUUCGGAAUAGGAAAGAGAUUGUCCUCUCUACCAUGGAGAAAGAUCCGAUAUACGAAAGAAGGAUCAGCGAAGCUGUCGUCGAACUUGCCGAAGUCGCUUCACGACUGGAUCAACUACCAAAACCAUCUUAGAAAGUUAGAGAUGUAUUUUAUAUAGUUUUUUAAGACGUACCAAAUUUUUUAUUAACGUUACAUCAACGCACUUUGUACAUUUCUUAUAUAUUUUAAUUUAUAAGGAAUUUAUGCGUUUACUAAAUUAAUAAUUUUAUUAUCGUACUAUUGUAAUUUGUACAGCAAUUUUUACACGAAUCAAAGAAUAGUCUUGAUCAGAAAAUAUAGUGGAUAGAAAAAACCAAUCGUGGUUGAUAAAUUGUGCGUUUGUAUCGUUGUCUAUAUCAACUAAUAUUCGUCAAAUUUUCAUUCUUAAAAUAUAUUUUGCAUAAUUAAAUUCUUGAAGCAACAUAAAGAAAAUUCUAUAAUUUUACAUAA
Molecule: messenger RNA, 3122 nt
Organism: Monomorium pharaonis (pharaoh ant)
Lineage: Eukaryota; Metazoa; Arthropoda; Insecta; Hymenoptera; Formicidae
Exons: 1
Coding region: 1536-2765 (409 amino acids)
Source: RefSeq, a predicted model, not a curated record